CGUUAGUGGAGAGCAGAGCAGCAGAACAACAGAGCCAAGGAAAGUGCAGCCCUUCAACACAGCAGGCAAGCAGACCAGGCUGCCCUCAGUUAUCAGGCCAUUUAGCGACGUUAUUGAGAGGGUAGGACAGGGUUCUCCAUCAAAGUAGCAAGCUUGGGUGAUGGACAAUGUUACACUCUUUUACAAUUAAUUGAAUUAAAGCUGUACUUUAUUUAAAUAGCACUGAUGGUGCCGAGCGCUGCGGGAGGUAGCUAGCUAACGUUAGCUGGUCAAGUAGCCUAAACAAGUUUCCUGGAUAGACCAGCCUGGACAACCUUUCGACAUUUAGGUAGCUACAGAAGCAACUUAUCCUGCAAGCUAACGUUAAAUAGCUAGCCAGGUUAUUUUGUAAGUACAAUUUAUCUUAAUGAAACCGGUUCCCUAGCAUUCGGGUUUGCGCAUUACUGCCGUGGAGCUCAGACUGCAGCCACGCAGACCAACCCCGGGCAGUUGAAGUUGCAAGGCUGCCUGCUGGUUGCGGAGUUGUGGGGCUCCCUGCUGACCCCAACGUCCCUCCGAUGAACCCCAUGAACUCCAUGAAACCUGGCCUGCCUCCUAAUCCACACAGUGACGGCUCCUACCCUUAUGACCCUGUGUCCUGGCAGCAAGGCAGCAAUCAGCCGGCAGGCUCCCUGUCUGUGGUAACCACAGUGUGGGGGGUGACCAAUCCUUCACCCAGCCAGGUCCUGGGUGGGAACCCGAUGGGCCCAGGUGGGAACUCUGGCGGGGGCAACAUGAUGCCUGGCCACAGCCCUGGGAUGGGCCAGCAGUUUAUUGGUCAACAGGGCUACCCGGAGCCCAACAAAGGCUACAUGCAGCAGGGCAUGUACGGCAGGGGCAAUGGGGGAUACCCUGCCGGGCCUGGCUACGUGGGCAGUUACCCCAAUAACGGAGGGGGGUCUAUGGGCAUGCCCCCUCACGGCAUCCGCCCUCAAACAGACUUCACCCAGGCGGCGGCGGCAGCUGUGGCCGCAGCGGCUGCCACAGCAACGGCCACAGCCACGGCAACGGUUGCUGCUAUCCAGGAGAAGCAGAACCAGGAGAUGAACUAUGGCCAGAUGGGCGGCGGCGCGGGCUACAACACACAGUUCAUGCAACACCCGGGCCCCAGAGGUCCCCCUGGCAUGUCCCCGGCAGGGAUGGGUCCCGCUCGUCCCCCGUCCAUGGGGCCCAUGUACGGAGCCCCUCAGGGCCAGAGGAUGCCCCAGCACCCGGGCUACCCCGGGGCUCAGCAGGGACCCCCCAGGCCGCAGCAGGGACUCAAACGCCCAUACAACGCUGAGGGCUUUCCCGGGCAGCAGUAUGGUCCAGGCAUGGCUGGCCCUGCUCCUGGUCAGGGGCCCUACCCUGGGCAGCCCAUGCAGUACCACGGGGCCCCGGGGCCCCAGCGCUCAGCUACCUCCCCCUCCUACCAAGGCCACAAAAUGCCCAUGCAGCAGGGCAACAUGGGCCAGUACCCCUCGGGACCAGCCCACCCAGGACAGUACUACAAGUCGGAGCAGUUCAACGGGCAGGGCAACACGCUAAAUUCACUAGCAGCCGGGGGAGUCGGUGGACCUUACAACACCUUCAACCAGGCUGCAGUCAAUGGGCCGGGCAGGGCGAUGCCUGGUUAUCCAAGCUCUCCCCUUCCUGGAAACCCCACCCCACCCAUAACCCCGGGCAGUGCGGUGCCCCCCUACAUGUCUCCUGGCCAUGACGUCAAGCCCUCUUUUCUGCCUGACAUCAAGCCAAACAUGAACUCCCUACCCCCACCACCCCCCACAGGUAACCCCAGCGACGACCUGCGGCUGACCUUCCCCGUACGAGACGGCGUGGUGCUGGAACCCUUCCGCCUGGAGCACAACCUGGCCGUCAGCAACCACGUCUUCCAGCUGCGCGACUCCGUCUACAAGACCCUCAUGAUGAGGCCGGACUUGGAGCUCCAGUUUAAGUGUUACCACCACGAGGACCGUCAGAUGAACACCAACUGGCCAGCGUCGGUGCAGGUGAGCGUCAACGCCACGCCCCUCACCAUCCAGCGCGGUGACAACAAGACUUCCCACAAGCCCCUGUACCUGAAGCAAGUGUGCCAGCCUGGCAGGAACACCAUCCAGAUCACUGUCACCGCCUGCUGUUGUUCGCACCUGUUUGUGCUCCAGCUGGUUCACAGGCCGUCAGUGCGCUCGGUGCUGCAGGGCUUGAUGAAGAAGAGGCUGUUGCCAGCGGAGCACUGUGUCACUAAGAUCAAGAGGAACUUCAGCAGUGGCACCAUCCCAGGGACGCCGGGGCUGAAUGGAGAGGACGGGGUGGAGCAGACAGGUAUCAGGGUAUCCCUCAAGUGCCCCAUCACCUUCCGCCGCAUCCAGCUGCCAGCGCGGGGCCAUGACUGCAGACACAUACAGUGUUUCGACCUGGAGUCCUACCUGCAGCUGAACUGUGAGAGGGGGACCUGGCGCUGUCCUGUGUGCAAUAAGACGGCUCUACUGGAGGGUCUAGAGGUGGACCAGUACAUGCUGGGGAUCCUCAUCUACAUUCAUAACUCGGAGUAUGAGGAGAUUACCAUUGACCCGGUGUGCAGCUGGAAACCCGUUCCCAUCAAACCCGACCUUCACAUCAAAGAAGAGCCGGACGGUCCGGCACUGAAGCGCUGCCGCACCCUGAGCCCCAGUCACAUGAUCUUGCCCAGUGUCAUGGAGAUGAUCGCCUCCCUGGGCCCAGCCUCAUCGCCCUACCCCUCCAUGCCAGCAGGGGGAAACGGCAGUACUCCGGACUACCCCAGCCAAGGAUUGGGAUACCCUAACCAGCCUGGGUUCUCAGACUUCCCAAAUUCCCCUGGCACCCCUAAUGUUGGGGAGUUCUCCUCGGGACCACCCCCCCUCUCCUACCAGGCUGAUUUGCCAAGUGGACUCCUCACUCCAGACAAACCUAUCGGACAUCCCAUGUCAUCCCAGAUUCCCCAUUUGGGCCGCAUGGACUCCUCCCACAGUUCUCUCCAGCAUCAACAGCAUCAGCAGCAUCAAGGCCUCCACGGCAACUCGCACCUCGGGGGACCAGGGGCACCCAUGAUGCAGCCUCGCAAUCCCUCCCAAAACACCAGACUACACACAGAAAGCUCCUUUGGGUUAGGGGGUCCCGCUUGCUCAGAGGUGCCAGAGCCUUCCUUGGAUUUACUUCCUGAAUUGACAAAUCCAGAUGAGCUGCUGUCUUACCUUGGCCCCCCCGAUUUACCGAGCAACAGCAAUGAUGACCUACUCUCCCUCUUUGAGACCAACUGAGUCCUGGUGCUCCUCUCCAGUCUCCCAUGGUUCCCUGCAACACAUAAACUACAAACGAGAAGUAUCCCACCUACAAUGUGGGUAUUAAAAAUACUUCCUGUAAUAUAAGAGCUCCCCUUGAGCCGAAAAUGGCCGUCAGUGGUGGGGGUGUCGAGAGGACUUUUGAAUAUGAGGAAAAUCUUUGAUGUCCUUUGUCUGACUAUAAACUAUGGUAAUAUUUUGUUUUAUAUCUGUAAACAAUUCCCGCAUCCAUUCCCUUGUUACUACCUUUCUUGCCCAAGGAUCCAAUUUUAUUUAAAUGCUUCCUUACUAGAAUCACAUUUAUUGUAUGUCAUUCAGAAGGGAUUAUAAAUGUAUGUACAUUUUCUUAGUCAAUGCAGUUGUGAUGCAAACUUAUGUCCAACUGAAUUUGGUGAGUUUGAAAUGUCCAUCAAAGUAUGAUUAAAUAACACCUUUUUUAAUUUACAAUAAUAAAUUGAAGAUUAAUACAUUGAGGGGAUGCCCUAUGUGUUUCAAAGAUAAACGAGAAAAUAUGUAUUUUCA
This is a messenger RNA of Coregonus clupeaformis (lake whitefish), 3839 nucleotides long. Its product is annotated as zinc finger MIZ domain-containing protein 2. NCBI's taxonomy places the organism in Eukaryota, Metazoa, Chordata, Actinopteri, Salmoniformes, Salmonidae. Gene Ontology annotation, biological process: protein sumoylation; regulation of transcription by RNA polymerase II. The transcript has 19 exons. Bases 558 to 3296 code for a protein of 912 amino acids. The record is from RefSeq and is a predicted model, not a curated record. Gene Ontology annotation, molecular function: zinc ion binding; SUMO ligase activity.